Molecule: messenger RNA, 1533 nt
Organism: Plutella xylostella (diamondback moth)
Lineage: Eukaryota; Metazoa; Arthropoda; Insecta; Lepidoptera; Plutellidae
Gene: Der-2
Product: Derlin 2
Source: RefSeq, a predicted model, not a curated record
UGGCAUAUAAUAAUUGUCAGUGUCAGAGCCAGCAAGAAGAAUAUUUUCAUAUUUUUCAUUUUCAUUUCCUUUCUUCAAGUUUCUUCAAGAUUUUCAGCAAUAGCAAUUUUUUAUAGAACUCUAAUGUGAAUUGUGAUAUUUAAUUUUACCUUAAAUUGUAUUCAUAUGGUCAAGAAAAUAUCCAUACUCCGAUAUUGCUUUCUACCGUCACGUAUCUAUUAUUGUUAUGAUGUGGCCCAAUAGUAUUGGAUUUUUAUUGUGAUAAUCAUCUUCUGAACAUAAAUUUCAAUUUGAGGAAGAUUCCGAAAUCUCUAGACCACAAUGGCAUAUCAAACAUUUCUGCAAGAGUAUAUGUUGAUACCGCCUGUUACUAGGGCAUAUACCACUGCUUGUGUUAUCACCACUUUGGCUGUGCAACUAGACUUGGUGUCACCAUUUCAACUGUACUUCAAUCCAAUACUGAUAGUGACCAAGUAUCAAAUAUGGAGAGUUAUCAGCACAUUCCUCUUCUUUGGAAAUUUAGGAUUCAAUUUCUUCUUCAAUAUGAUAUUUACAUACAGAUACUGCCGCAUGCUGGAGGAAGGCUCCUUCAGGGGAAGAACCGCUGACUUUGUUGUUAUGUUCAUAUUUGGAGGAGUUCUUAUGAUUAUUUGUGCUUUCUUCGUUAACCUUCUGUUUUUAGGUCAGGCUUUCACUAUCAUGAUUGUGUAUGUGUGGUCUCGGAGAAAUGUUUUUGUCAGAAUGAACUUUUUUGGAUUAAUGAAUUUCCAGGCCCCGUACCUUCCUUGGGUGUUACUGGGCUUCUCGGUGCUGCUGGGGAACUCCAUCUCGGUGGACCUGGUGGGGAUGGCCAUCGGACACAUGUACUUCUUCCUUGAGGACAUUCUGCCACAACAGAGAGGAGGUCACAGAAUUCUGAAGACACCCAAGUUUCUGCAAAAGCUGUUUGACGCACCACCAGAGGAUGUGGACUACGAGCCGCUGCCGGAGAUGGAGGGCGUGCGGCCCGGCGGGUUCCACUGGGGCCGCCAGGACGCCGGCGACGCGCCACCCCCGCCGCCGCCCGACAACGACAACAGAUAAACACACUGCAUGCACCCCCAACAAUCCAUUUAAGUAAAUAAAUGCAUAACUGACUGCCUACUAGAGCAUGUGCAUUUACUGUGAGUAAAUAUAUGAUGCAACAUUAAUUAAUGAUUCAGGAAAUAUUGUAACUAUUGUAUGUGAUUUGAUUACAUACUCUCUUUAUUUAUUUAACGUGGUGUUAAUGGCAUGUCAUGAUAAUGAGGUGAUUAUGUUUUUCAUGUGUGAGGAAAGCCAAAUAUUCUAUUAUAGGUAUAUUUUUUUAUGUGCAUUUGGAAUUGUUGUGUAAGACCCAACUAAUCACACUAUUAUUAUAAGAAAUUGUACAAAAGUUUGGGUAACUUAACUUCCAAUUAAAAUGGGUUGUACAGUGAGUUUUGUAAAAUAGUAACAGUUUAUAAACCCAAUGACAUUUUGUGUAAUAGGUGUAAUAAAAACUGUGAAAAUGUC